Molecule: messenger RNA, 807 nt
Organism: Saxophila tyrrhenica
Lineage: Eukaryota; Fungi; Ascomycota; Dothideomycetes; Mycosphaerellales; Extremaceae
Exons: 1
Coding region: 1-807 (268 amino acids)
Source: RefSeq, a predicted model, not a curated record
AUGAAUUUCUUUAACGGCGGGCAGAUUGAAGUGGAUGAGAACGUGUUUGGACGUGGGAUGGACUCGCUGCAGGCGAUGAAGCUGCUGCGGUUUGUCACGGCUAGUCUUCGGGAGGUGGGUAAAGAGCAGGGCUGCAAGCUUACUCCGCGAGCAAUCUAUCAGCGUCCUACUGCGAGUGCGAUGGCGAAGAUGCUGAUGCAGGGGGAGGGUGUGGGAGGUGAGGAAGGUGAUGACUCACUGGGUCAGAUGCAGCGAUUGCUUAACGACUAUACUAGGAGGAUUGAUCGAAUGGAGAAGCAGGUCGACAAGAAGUCAUCAUCCAGGAAUGUUGGAGUCUUGACCGGAUCGACUGGUUCCCUCAGCUCGUACUUCUUGGAUGCUUUGAUCCGAUCUUCUGCGGUCGACAAGGUGGUGUGUCUGAACGGGAGUGGAGGUGAUUCUCAAAAGCAACUCAAAACGAUGCAGUCGCGCGGCCUGUGUCAGGACUUUUCACGGGUGGAGUUUUUGGGUGUAAUGGAUUGUAUGGAUUGGAUUCCGGUGGAUGUGCAGGGGGAGGUGUUGGUGGAGGCGGUGGUGCCGUCACACUUACCAUCACACAAAGAUGAAGGGAGGUCGUGCAACGUCCUGCAUUUCGUCAACCCACGGAAGUCGUAUUGUGAGGAUGUGGUGGGGAGCCUGAUUGAGAAGAGUGGGAUGAAGGUGGUGCCGUGUGCGGAAUGGUUGCGUGAGCUUGUUAAAGCGGCUGAGAGGGAGGAUGUUGAGCGUGUGCCUGCCGUGAAACUAAUUGGGUUCUUUCAAGAGAUUUAG